This is a messenger RNA of Funneliformis mosseae, 1218 nucleotides long. NCBI's taxonomy places the organism in Eukaryota, Fungi, Glomeromycota, Glomeromycetes, Glomerales, Glomeraceae. The record is from the annotation of a GenBank genome assembly.
AUGGCAGAAGAACAAGGUGGUGUCCUUACCGGUGCGAACCCGACCCAUUAUAAUGCUGCCGAACCUAUAACUCUGUUUAUCAUACAAGUGAUAAUGAUCAUUUUUUUCACGCGUAUUCUUCACGUCAUCUUGUCGCGCUUCCGACAACCUCGCGUGAUUUCUGAAAUUGUCGGUGGUAUUAUCCUUGGUCCAUCAGUUUUAGGCCGCAUACCCCAUUAUAUGGAUACAAUCUUCCCUAAAGAAUCACGUCCUCACCUGUCCUUACUAUCGAAUUUGGGAUUGAUUUUGUUCUUAUUCAUAGUCGGUGUUGAAUUGAAUCCAAAAAUCUUGAAGAAGAAUGCGAGAGUUGCAAUGACGAUUUCUGCUGCGGGUAUCAUACUGCCUUUCGCUCUUGGCAUUGGCGUUGGAUAUGGAUUAUAUCGUGUAAUGGAUAACGACAACGUGUCAUUCUUUACUUUUAUUCUUUUCAUUGGUGUGGCAAUGUCGAUCACGGCGUUUCCUGUACUCGCACGUAUUUUAUCAGAACUUCAACUACUUAGAACACCAGUUGGAGUUACCGCUCUUACUGCGGGUGUUGGAGAUGACGUGGCUGCUUGGGUUCUGUUAGCUUUGGUCGUCUCGAUCAUUAAUGCAAGUUCUUCGCUUACUGCCUUAUAUAUCUUCCUCCUUGCAGUCGCUUGGGUAACGGUAGUUUUCGUUGUUAUUCGUCCAAUCUUGCUAAAACUUAUCGUCAGAACUGGAAGUAAUGAUAAUGGACCCACUGUUACGAUGAUGGCUAUCACUUUAUCCCUUGUGCUAAUAUCUUCGUUCGUUACGAGCAUUAUUGGUGUGCAUGCAAUUUUUGGAGGGUUUUUAAUGGGCGUUAUUAUUCCACAUGAAGGUGGUUUCGCUCUGGGUAUAACGGAGAAGAUUGAAGACUUAAUUAGUGUUUUGUUUUUACCCAUCUAUUUCGCCUUGUCUGGAUUAAAAACUGAAAUUGGUCUCUUAAAUGAUGGUGAAGCUUGGGGAUGGGUCAUUUUGGUAAUCAUCGUUGCAAUGUUUGGUAAGAUCUCAGGUGCUACACUUGCGGCUAGGUUCAACAAGUUGACUUGGAGAGAGUCAUUGACAAUUGGCGUUUUCAUGAGUUGCAAAGGUCUUGUUGAAUUAAUCGUUCUUAACAUCGGACUCGACGCAAAAGUCAUCAAUGCUAAAGUUUUCGUGAUCAUGGUUGCCAUGUAA